Molecule: messenger RNA, 1626 nt
Organism: Penicillium longicatenatum
Lineage: Eukaryota; Fungi; Ascomycota; Eurotiomycetes; Eurotiales; Aspergillaceae
Product: Major facilitator superfamily domain general substrate transporter
Exons: 8
Coding region: 1-1626 (541 amino acids)
Biological process (GO): transmembrane transport; oligopeptide transport
Cellular component (GO): fungal-type vacuole; plasma membrane
Molecular function (GO): tripeptide transmembrane transporter activity; dipeptide transmembrane transporter activity
Source: RefSeq, a predicted model, not a curated record
AUGGAUUCUGUCUCUGCCAAAAAUCAAAGAGAAAAGCCAGAUGAAGACCUGGGCACAGUUGACCAGCCUCCCACUGAUGAUCAUGCUGGAUACCGGCGUAUCCCUGACAAGUUCCCACCUAUCGCACUACUGAUCCUUGUGGUCGAGCUUGGCGAAAGGUUUACUUACUUUGGCCUCAGUGGUCCAAUGCAAAAUUACAUCAAUAAUCCCUAUGAUCCUUGGUCAGACCUUCCCGGUGCGCUCGGCAAAGGGCAAGCAGUCGCUUCCGCGCUCGGAAACUUCUUUAAAUUCUGGGCUUAUGCCUCUACCAUCAUUGGCGCGAUCGUUGCAGAUCAAUAUGUAGGCAAAUUCAAAGCCAUCACAAUCUCUCUAGGAAUUUACAUCAUCGGAUUGACCGUCCUAGUUGCCACCGCGACGCCAGCUGCACUUCAUAGUAAUGCUAGUUUUGGCGGUUUGAUUGCUGCAAUGGUUAUCAUUGGCCUGGGAACAGGUGGAAUCAAGGCCAACGUGACUCCCAUGUGUGCUGAGCAAUACCAAAAUGCACAAUUGGUUCUGAAGACGCUAAAAUCAGGCGAGCGCGUGGUUGUUGACCCCGAGUUAACCGUGCAGCGACUCUUCAUGUGGUUCUACUGGGUCGUCAAUGUCGGCGCCCUCUCGCCCUUGAUUACUGUCAAUGUUGAGGCUAAGAAGUCUUUCUGGCUUGCAUAUUUGAUUCCAUUGAUCGCGAUUAUUCUCUCGGCUGUUGUCUUCUUAUCCGGCCAAAAGCGAUAUGUCAAGGUUCCUCCACAGGGGUCCGCUAUUAUCGAUGCAUGCAAGGUCUUGAAUAUUGUCCGACAGGAAGAUUUCGAUAACGCAAAGCCAUCAGCUUUGGAGGCUGCAGGCCGUUUGAGCAAGUAUCCGUUUGCCUCUUCACCGCGCUACACGGAUCAGUACGUCUCAGACAUGUUUAUAUUCUUCCCAUUCUAUUUCGUUUGUUGGGUCCAGAUUUGGAAUAAUCUUAUCUCACAAGCCGGCCAAAUGGCAUUGCAUGGAACGCCGAAUGACCUCCUGCAAAACCUAGAUCCGAUCGCCUUAUGUAUCUUUAUUCCAGUGCUUGACUUGGGCCUUUAUCCAUUCCUUCGCAAGUUGAAAAUCAACUUCAGUCCAGUCUGUCGGAUCUUCACCGGAUUUCUGCUAGUCUCUUUCUCCAUGGUCUAUGCCAGCGUGCUACAGCAUUACAUUUAUAUCUCACCGGCAAAUAGCAUACACGUAUGGAUUCAAGCUCCUUCGUAUAUAUUUGUCGCUAUCUCCGAAGCUUUCGUUAUCGUGACAGGCUUAGAACUUGCUUUCACGCACGCCCCAAAAAACUUGAGAUCUUUUGUCUCUGCACUCUUCUGGCUCAUGAUCGGCAUUGCGGCAGCAAUCUGCAUUGGACUAAGCCCAGUAUCUCAAGAUCCGUAUCUUGUCUGGAUGUAUGGAUCUCUAGCCAUUGUAGGCUUCGUAGCAGGGUGUAUAUUUUACCUUUGCUUCAGAAAGAGCGACUCGCUUGAUCCGGAUACUCCAGGACUCAUAGAAGGGGUCCCAGUUCAAGGGCAAGGGGGACGUGUUACUCAUGUUACUGAUUAUGGCAAACAUAGUGAACAGUAG